CUCACAAGACACAAUUCAAUCCACUCUACUAUCACCACCACAACAACAUACCGCACCCGACGCAUCAACAUGACCUCCAACCCCAACCCCGGCAACUUCGCCAACCGCCCCGCCGACGAAGUUGAAGACAUCGCCCGCAAAGGCGGCCAAUCCAGCCACGCGGGCGGAUUCGCCAGCAUGGACGAAGACAAGCAGCGCAACAUCGCCUCCAUGGGCGGUCAGGCCUCCAGUGGCAGCUUCCAGCCCGGCGAGGAACGGGCCCGGGAAGCAGGCCACAAGGGCGGCAUGUCCUCGGGGGGUAGCUUUGAACCUGGGGAUCCCCGGGCGCGCGAGGCUGGUCGGAAGGGGGGAUUGAGCGGUGGGGAGGUGCCGGAGGAGUGAAUCAAAAUGAGUAAUGAUAUAUGAAAUUGAUGUGUAUGUUUGAUGAGAGGUGGGUAUGGCAAUUUGCAUCAAGUUUGAC
This is a messenger RNA of Aspergillus ibericus CBS 121593, 460 nucleotides long. Its product is annotated as general stress protein. The coding region runs from base 70 to 381 and encodes 103 amino acids. The record is from RefSeq and is a predicted model, not a curated record. Lineage: Eukaryota; Fungi; Ascomycota; Eurotiomycetes; Eurotiales; Aspergillaceae. The transcript has 2 exons.